Clarias gariepinus (North African catfish) is the source of this 2618-nucleotide messenger RNA. RefSeq names its product solute carrier family 41 member 2b (gene slc41a2b). The record is from RefSeq and is a predicted model, not a curated record. Lineage: Eukaryota; Metazoa; Chordata; Actinopteri; Siluriformes; Clariidae. Gene Ontology annotation, molecular function: monoatomic cation transmembrane transporter activity. The transcript is spliced from 11 exons. Bases 213 to 1880 code for a protein of 555 amino acids. Gene Ontology annotation, cellular component: plasma membrane. Gene Ontology annotation, biological process: monoatomic cation transport.
GAGUAUGGCAGUGUUCUCCACCCGCCGCGGUGACGCCACAUCACUACAGACCAGUGGGAAGUCCAACAUCUGAAAAGCUUCAUCUUCCCGGAUCAGAAAUAUUCACUAUAUACAGAUUCAUUGUUCUUUUGAUGACUAUGGGUUCCUGAUCCCACAGUUUAUUUUCAUUCCAAUCCAAAAGGCCAUGAGCCAACCCAGUCCUUGGCUGCAGUAUGAGCCUCCGCACCACAGGGGGUGCUCUGUUCACCUCCCUGCGCCCUAACCUGUUUGUGAGCAACAGUGGGGGGAGUGUCGGCUGUGGUGGUCGUGGAGGAAGCAGGUGGGGCUCUCUCUCUCUGAAAUCCAUGUCUUCCCUGCUGCACACCAUGGUUCCUCCAGGCUACACUGCACUGCGAGAAGAACGACUGGCCAUGGUGGAAUUAAACUCUCCCAAGCCGGAGACGCACCAGAACGGAUUUCACCGUGAAGGUCGUCGCCUUUCUGAGCGUUCUGGGGAUGGCCGAUACAGCGAGACAGAGCCGAUGCUACCUGAGAGCCGGCUCUCAGGAGAAGAGGGAGACGGGGAAGAGGAGAGUGAAGAAGCAGGCCAGAACCCGGUCACGCAAAACAUGCCCAAGGAGUCACCAUUAGCCAUGGCUCUGCAGAUUCUGGUGCCAUUCCUGCUGGCCGGCUUUGGCACAGUGUCAGCUGGCAUGGUGUUAGAUAUAGUACAGCAUUGGGAUGCCUUCAAAUAUGUCACAGAGAUUUUCAUCCUGGUCCCUCCUCUCCUGGGUCUGAAAGGAAACCUGGAAAUGACGCUUGCCUCCAGACUCUCCACAGCAGUGAAUGUUGGCAAAAUGGAUUCGCCCAUAGAGAAGUGGAAUCUCAUCAUUGGUAACUUGGCAUUAAAACAAGUCCAAGCUACAGUGGUAGGCUUUCUGGCAGCUGUGGCGGCCAUUAUUCUUGGCUGGAUCCCUGAAGGAAAGUUCCAGAUGAGUCACGCUGUGCUGCUCUGUUCCAGCAGCGUGGCCACGGCCUUUAUCGCAUCCCUGCUGCAAGGUAUCAUCAUGGUGGGUGUGAUUGUGGGCUCUAAGAAGACAGGCAUCAAUCCUGACAAUGUAGCCACGCCAAUUGCAGCUAGCUUCGGUGACCUUAUUACGCUAGCCAUCAUGGCCUGGAUCAGUCAGGGGCUCUAUAACUGCUUGGAUUCCCACCCAUAUGUGUCGUUUCUUGUGUGUGCGUUCUUUAUGUGUCUGACUCCGGUGUGGAUGAUCAUCUCAUCCAAACACCCGGCGAGCCGACAGCUUCUCUACUCCGGCUGGGAGCCUGUCAUCACCGCCAUGGUCAUCAGCAGUAUUGGAGGUCUAAUCCUGGAUAAAACCGUGUCAGACCCCAACUUGGCUGGGAUUGUGGUUUACUCCCCUGUGAUAAAUGGUAUUGGUGGAAACCUGGUGGCCAUCCAGUCUAGCCGCAUCUCGACACACUUGCACUUCCACAGCACCCCAGGAGAGGUACCGGAUGAAGCCAAAGGCUGUUACUAUCCCUGCAGAACCUUCUGUGGCUCAGGAGCUAAUCACAGGUCAGCACAAGUGCUGCUUCUGUUGGUAGUCCCGGGCCACUUGGUCUUCUUGUAUACCAUUCACCUGAUGAAAAGUGGCCACACGUCCUUGACACCCAUCUUCAUGGCUGUGUUCUUGGCUGCAGCGCUGCUACAGGUGUUCCUCUUGCUGUGUAUAGCAGACUGGAUGGUCCACGUCAUGUGGAAGUCUGGGAAGGACCCGGACAGUUUCUCUAUCCCGUACCUGACGGCGCUGGGAGACCUGCUUGGCACCGCGCUCCUGGCCUUGAGCUUCCACUUCCUGUUUUUGAUUGGGGACCAAGACAGCGAUGUAGGUGACUAGGGUCAAACUCUUUCACUGGUCAUCUGUUACAUCUCUGCCAAAGCUGGGCUGCGUUGCUAUAGGGCGCAUCUAGCCACCGAUUAAAGUAUGGAGAUGACUUUAUAUCAUGUGGUAUGAGAGGCAUAGAGAGGACCAAUGAGGAUGAGAAUUCCUCAUCAGUUGGAACAUUUUAUAGUGCUUUUUAAAGGACUUAAAAUUAUUUAAUAUUCAGCUUUUGAGAGAUUAUUGUAUGCAGCUUCAUUCCAAUCAUUUUGGAAAGAAGGUUAGAAUUCUGGGAGGUGUCGCUGAUCGUUCAGAUGUGAAUUAACAAUAUGAAUUAAUAAAUAUCAGCCUUUUUUCUGUUCACAUCAAAUCCAUUAUGGAGAUUAUUGUUAUUUUCUAUCCAUACUCCCUCCCCCCUUUGCUCGUCCUGAGCAGGAUUCCGCACUUUGAAAGAAAAUUAUACUUUUUUUUUGUGUGUUUUGGUAUGUCCGGUCAGUUUGAUGUCUACAUUUCAGUGUUUACAUGUUCUGUUUACAUGUACGCAACUCUACAUGGCACGAGGCAUGUAUGCCUGAGAAACGUCUGCAUGUGGAUGAUCGCGCAACGUUUGUCUUUGUUGGCUUAUUUCCUCUUUGUCUAUAUAUGUUUCAAGCAUACAUUCUGCUGUCUUUGUUGGUUUUUCUUUAUGGGGAAAAAUAUAACUCUGAUCUGUUUUUUUUAUACUCACAAUAAAUGUUAAGUAUUUGUUUAUAGUCA